Messenger RNA from Suillus subalutaceus, 1487 nucleotides. RefSeq lists its product as uncharacterized. Gene Ontology annotation, biological process: maturation of SSU-rRNA from tricistronic rRNA transcript (SSU-rRNA, 5.8S rRNA, LSU-rRNA). Gene Ontology annotation, cellular component: small-subunit processome; nucleolus. The record is from RefSeq and is a predicted model, not a curated record. The transcript is spliced from 3 exons. The coding region runs from base 159 to 1253 and encodes 364 amino acids. NCBI's taxonomy places the organism in Eukaryota, Fungi, Basidiomycota, Agaricomycetes, Boletales, Suillaceae.
UGCACACUUUCUUUUGGAAAUGCCGCCGGAACCGGAACCAACAUUUUUGCAUUUUCGAAUUCACUAGUGAGAGUCGCUGUCCGCGUCAGAUCUUCAGACUUCUACCUCCUAGUCCAGCGACCACAUUGUAUGCAGCAAGCUGCACCAUCCUGCUCGAAAUGGCGGACUCGCAAGUCGUUUGCGGCAUACUUGAUGAGAUGACUAGUAGUAUGGCAUCAGUGCGAGAGUCGAUGCAAUCCCUCAAACAAAAGUUAAAAACUGCAGAUGAUAUGGAUAUGAAGGACGGAAUCUCUUUGCUUUCACUCAAACACCACCUGCUUCUGUCGUACUUGCAGUCACUUGUCCUGCUCUCUGCACGCCGAGCAACUGGAGACUCGUUAACAGAGAGAACAUCAGCCAGUUCCCCUUUCAGUACAGUCGAUCGAGAGGCGCGGGGCUCUGGCGCUGGUGAUCUGGUUGACUCUAUGAUAGAGGGUCGCGUUGUACUUGAAAAAAUAAAAGUCCUGGAAAGCAGGAUGCGAUACCAGAUCGAGAAGCUGGUCAGAGUUGCUGAAGAAGUACCUUCUGGCAAAGAUGUGGUCGAAGAUCCCCUCGCCUUCCGUCCAAAUCCCCAAAAUCUUGUCGACAACGAGCAGCACUCCAACGAAGACCAAGACGGCCGUUCAGAUGUCGAAGACAUAUACCGCCCUCCUAAGCUCGCACCCAUGCCCUACACGGAAGCCGCAGCCGAUAAGCGUUCUAAACGACAGCCCGUUCCCAAGGCACUUUCUACCCUCCUCCACCAAGACCCCUCACGCCCGCACGUCGAGGGUACGUCCGGCCUUGGCUCGAUGCCCUCCCUCGCAUCCGACCGCGCCCGCGAGAUCCAACGUAUAAAAGACUUCGAGGAGGAGAACUUCACGCGACUAGUCAUGAAGAAGAAAGAUGCGCGUAGGCGACGAAAAGAUGAAGAGGAUUUGGCACUCGGAGGUACGGGCGCUGGAAAGGGUAGGAAGAGAGGCCGGGGCCUGGAGGAUGAGUUUGCGGAUGUGCUACACUCAGUUGGGCGCACGAAGACGGGGGUGCUCGGCGAUGGAUAUGAAGAGCUGAGGCAAAGAGGUAAGAAAGCUGAUGCACUUUCGAGAUCGCGAACGACACAGUGGAAGGGGGAUCUUGAGGGCGCAGACGAUGUCGGGCCGCGACUGCAGAAAAAGACAAGGUUUGAAAAAGCAAAGACGACUCUACACAAGAAAAUGAAGGCGAGAAAGAGAUAGUUUUGUCCUUUCGAAGUUCCUGUUAUGUUUUUCCGUACCAACGCAACGACCUGGUCAUUUCGAAUCCUCUCAAUCGUUCCCCCCACCAUCAACAAAGUAUGUGUCACUGUGACCCAAGGCAUAAAUUCCUCGAUGGUGGGUCCUAGAUAAACUAGUCGACCAUAGUCCGGGGGCAUAUCCAGUUUGUUACAUCUCGUCGGCGCAGCGUAUAAAUUAAAACUAUGCGUAGUUGCU